CGUUGGGGAUAUAAGGGCAGCGCAGCGGUGCCACCGAGGGAUCGGGAGCUGCCACCAGUGCCCCCCGUCUCGCUGCGUCCCCGUGUCCCCGUGCCACGUCCCGUGGAAGCCGCCAUGCCGCCCCGCUGGGCCUCGCUGCUGCUGCUGGCCUGCACCCUGCUGCUGCUCUCCAUGCCCCCGGCCGCCGCCGGCCCCUCGCAGCCCACCUACCCCGGGGAUGAUGCUCCCGUCGAGGACCUCGUCCGCUUCUACAACGACCUCCAGCAGUACCUCAACGUGGUCACGCGGCACCGGUACGGCCGGCGGUCCAGCAGCCGGGUGCUGUGUGAGGAGCCCAUGGGCACUGCUGGGUGCUGAGCCCCGGGUGCAGUGCUGACGGUGGGGCCCAGCGGGUGCUCGGGGAGGGGCUGCAACACCUGCAGCCCCCACAGAACCCCUCACACCGCCCCCCACCCCCCAACAAUAAACCCCAUUGCAGCCA
This is a messenger RNA of Numida meleagris (helmeted guineafowl), 481 nucleotides long. It is a transcript of the gene PPY, whose product is annotated as pancreatic polypeptide. NCBI's taxonomy places the organism in Eukaryota, Metazoa, Chordata, Aves, Galliformes, Numididae. The record is from RefSeq and is a predicted model, not a curated record. The transcript has 3 exons. Gene Ontology annotation, cellular component: extracellular region. Gene Ontology annotation, molecular function: neuropeptide Y receptor binding; neuropeptide hormone activity. Bases 115 to 357 code for a protein of 80 amino acids. Gene Ontology annotation, biological process: neuropeptide signaling pathway; feeding behavior.